AGAAUUAAAGAAUUAAAGAAGGCAAGUCAUGACCGGCUGACAGAGGGGAGUUACCAAUUCUCUAAAGCUCCUGCCUCAUUCCAGGAUACCAGUCAGCAAAGCCACAUUCACCACUAGGAGACACAACAAGUCAAGGUCCCUCCAGAGAGAACAUUCCUUUUGGCACCACAUUAAAGCGCAAAGCAGCACCUGCUCCACCUGUUCCGCCUCUCUCCUCCACGAUGGAGGAGCAGCUGAGCUCAAAGAGACAAACCAAGGCUCCGCGCAAAGCAGCUUCCGAAUCUGGAUCUCCGCAGAGGCUGCGCUGCCAGAGACGAAGCGGCUCCUCGUCAAACACUAUUGGCUACUCCGCUCCCUCCGAAAGGCGCAAUGAAAGAGAGAGGAACAGGGUGAAACUGGUCAAUUUGGGCUUUGCCAAACUAAGGCAACACGUGCCUCAAGCUCAAGGGCCGAACAAGAAAAUGAGCAAAGUGGAGACUCUGCGCUCAGCUGUAGAAUAUAUCCGCGCGCUUCAAUCGCUGCUGAUGGAGAGGAGCGCGGGGGAGGGACAAGAGAGAGCUGGAUCCGACGGACUCUCGCCUUGUGGCAGCAGCUGCUCAGUGGAUUCUCUCUCACCUGGAUCCUAUUGUAACUCAGAGGACAGUUCCAGGGAGGACAGCAGCAUCCCCGAAGCCGACUUCUUUCUAACGCUUCAUGGAUGGGGAUAGCAAGGCUGCCAGGACACCACGUAGGAGCAGAGGAUGAGAAGCAGAAGAUGAGGAACAUACUGACUAUUACAAGAACAUAUUAUCUGAAUGAUCAGGAUAUAAUAUAUAAAGAUAUUUAUACAUGACUUCCCGGCGAUGCAGGCAGCCACUUGUAUAUAAUACUGAUAAGGGAAAACAUAUAUUAGAUCAGUAUUUUAUCAGUUUUUUUCUAAUAUGCUUUCACAUGGACAAUAUUUUGAACACUGCCCAAAUCCUAAUGGCUGCCUGAAACUGGGAGAGAACAAAACCAGCGUCAAAAGAAGCUCCUUAAAGAGAGAUUAAUUGUAUGCUCAAAUCUCUUCUUUUUUGUUAUGAAUCUGAAAAGGCGAUGUUUGCCGAUUGCCUUUAUUUGCUGCAGGCAACAAAAAAGAACUGAAGCUCAGAAUGAGAUUUGCCCUGCUAAUGGAUCCAUGAGUAAACAGACCCAAAUGCAAAGAAGCAAACCUUGAGACAGAGGGUGGAUACUACACAAAACAAUGUGCACAUAAAAAGCCUUUUAUGUCUGGCUUAGUACCUUUCUCUGGCUGGAAUGUAUCAACCCUCGCUGUCAUAUGGGCUUCAUUUUAUAUUGUUGCAUCAUUACAACAUGCAGCAGCAUUAAACAUCUUGGUGGGGGGGUGACUUGUGACCCCUGAGAGUUACACUUUCUAAUUGGCAGCCUCCAUGGCUCCAAACUUACUUUCAGGUUGUUUGGGCUCUAGUCUCUGGUUUGAAAGUGGUAAAACUAUUCCAGCAUUGAGGUGGUGGAGCGGCAGAAGUCAUUUGUUGUCAUAGUGAUUAGACCAAUAUAAUUACUGAUACAAGGAUUCACAAUUACACAGCAAAGUGUAUUAACUGUUUUCAAGGGGACCAAAUUAAGUCUCGGAAUGUGAAUCUAGAAUUCAUACUCAUUUGGAAUUUGUCAUAGGGGUAUAUUUAUCACAAAGUGAAGUUAGAGAUCACCACAGUGAAAUUCCGCCACUCUCCAUUCAUUUCUAUGGUAUUUUAAAAGGCGUAUUUAUCAAAGGAUGAAUGUUCACUUUCACCCAUUGAAAAAUACGCUUUUAAAAACCCUAUAGAAAUGAAGGGAGAGUGGCAGAAUUUCACUUUAGUCUAGAGGACUGUGGUGAUCUCUAACUUCACUUUUAGAUGAAGAUACUCCUAUAGUGUUGUAUUCAGCAUGUGACCCCAUUUUUGGGUCCCAAACAAUAAGUUUAAAAUCGCUGUUUUACCAUUCCAACUCCAAUGGAAUAACUUUACCCCAUUUCUGCUGCUCAUUAAAUCACGCCCAAAGCGUAUGCUGUACAGGGACCAUUAUUUAUCUAUGUUUUUGUGUUUAUUUAUGAAUUAGAGCUGCCACAUACUGUAAGAGAAACCUGACUGUAUGCAGUGGAAUUCUCCCUUCAUUUACUGCUGUGGAUAGGAAUUGUCAGACGGUCCCUAACUGCUGAGCAGGUAAACAAUCAUACUUAUGAACAGCAGGGGGAGCCCCCGCC
Molecule: messenger RNA, 2221 nt
Organism: Xenopus laevis (African clawed frog)
Lineage: Eukaryota; Metazoa; Chordata; Amphibia; Anura; Pipidae
Gene: ascl2.S
Product: achaete-scute family bHLH transcription factor 2 S homeolog
Exons: 2
Coding region: 222-707 (161 amino acids)
Biological process (GO): regulation of transcription by RNA polymerase II; regulation of gene expression
Cellular component (GO): nucleus; RNA polymerase II transcription regulator complex
Molecular function (GO): RNA polymerase II transcription regulatory region sequence-specific DNA binding; DNA-binding transcription factor activity, RNA polymerase II-specific; DNA-binding transcription factor activity
Source: RefSeq, a predicted model, not a curated record